UGUAGUGGUUGGAGCUUUUUCCGUUAGUUCUAGUCUUCAUACUUCGACUAAUUAGAGUUUAUUAUUAGCAUAAUAAUAGUUUAGGUGAAAAAAGUUAUAGAAAAAUGUAUACACUCUAAAGGAAUUCUCUUGAAGGAUAGGGUUUCAGAACAGUCAUUUUAAGUAUUUAUGUCUUUAGUAAGUUCAAUGGAUAACAUGGCAUGUAAUAAGGGGCAACAUGUGAGGAAGGCAAAGAAGAAGCAGGUGAAAGACGAGUUGGAUCGUCUUAAGCAGGCUGAAAAGAAGAAGAGGCGGCUGGAAAAAGCUCUAGCUACGUCUGCUGCCAUCAUAUCGGAACUGGAAAAAAAGAAACAGAAGAAGAAAGAAGAACAACAGAGACUUGAUGAAGAGGGUGCUGCAAUUGCGGAAGCUGUCGCUCUGCAUGUUCUACUCGGUGAAGACUCAGAUGAUUCAUACAAGGUUGAGUGCAAGACUUGGGAUGAUUAUAAUCGUAAUCUUGAUUUCUUCAUGGGUGGGAAAAGAGCCUGCUUUCCAAAUCUAGAUGGAGGCACAUGGUCCGUCACUGCCGAAAAUGGCAAGUGGUCUAUCUCGUCCGGGCCUUUUGAAAACCACAAUGUGCACGCUCCAGCUUACGGAGAACCAGUAUGGGAUCCUACAAGAUUCUCUGUUGACCUUAUAGCAGCACAAGCAGUUAGAUCACUCCAGAUUGCAGAGAAUGCAGAUGAGGAUAGGAUUCUGUUCUAGGGGAAUGCUUACAUAUCGGAUUAAUCACGUCUUUGCUGUGGACUUGAGUCUUUUUUUAUUUUAUUUGAGGUCUUUCAUGUGUAUAUAACUAUAUUUUAUAUUAAAUAUCGCGAGUCUUGUGUUUGUCAAACAACACAUUCUGCUUCAGGUGUGAUUGAACAUGUUGGUAGUGUCCCCAUGGUUUUUUCUGAUUUUCUUUACCUGUAUGCGAGGAUGCUAAUUUUAUUUGUGGAGUGAUGACUUUCAUACUCAAGUAUUGUAGGGAACUAUACUUUUUUGAGCUGAUUAUCAAUGGUAAUAAUAUAAAUGGAGACCUCAUGAUUUAUAUA
Messenger RNA from Vicia villosa (hairy vetch), 1073 nucleotides. RefSeq lists its product as uncharacterized. The transcript has a single exon. The coding region runs from base 169 to 744 and encodes 191 amino acids. Lineage: Eukaryota; Viridiplantae; Streptophyta; Magnoliopsida; Fabales; Fabaceae. The record is from RefSeq and is a predicted model, not a curated record.